AUGCAAGCAUUUGCACCCUCUCAAAAUAAGAUAAGAUAUUCAAUCGAAUCUUCUAGAGACUCGAAUUCGACUCGGAUCCUGAACAUUCCGCCCGACUCAGUCUCCGAAAAGCAGCUGACAGGUCCGGCGACGUCUUGCUUGCAAGAUGACCAGCUGAUUAAUGCCUCGUCGCAUAGCCGCGGUGUCAGACUCAGAGCCUCGACCGGACGCGAGUCAACCGAGUCAGCAGGUGCCCCGGUGGCGGUGCCAAACAACUCAAUCCCCAACUUUCACCACCAAACCCAUCUACAUCCUCUGAACAUGACCGACGUCGACUGGGACUCCAAGACUGUUAUCGGCUCGAAGCGAACUGUCGCCAAAGUCACCAAGAACACCUCAGAUCUGAACGCGGCUCGACGAGCAGGGGCAGUCGUCGCCACCGACAAGAAGGGAACAUCUGGAGGAAACAAAGCUCACCAGGGCACUGAUCACCAGAAGAUCGCCAAACUUGACCGGGACAACGAAGUCGCACCACCCGCCAAAGUUUCUGCCUCUGUUGGACGAGCCAUGCAAGAUGCUCGAAUGGAGCUCAAACUCUCUCAGAAGGACGUUGCCCAGAAGGUCAAUGAGAAACCCUCUGUCCUGUCUGAUUACGAAUCGGGCAAGGCAAUUCCCAAUCCUCAAAUCCUGGGGAAACUAGAGCGAGUUCUGGGUGUCAAACUGCGUGGCUCUGACAUCGGGAAGAAACUCGAAACGAAGAAGUCAUCCGCAUAAUUGAUCCCUUGCCUUGCUGUUGUCGCUUCCGCCCGCCCCCACUUGUAGAUUAUGUCCUAGACAGUUGGAAUCGCAUUCAUUCAGUACAGCCGGGCAACAGAGAUGAAGUGUGUACAGAUAUACAGCUAAGGCUACAGAUAUAAGGUCAUUCAUGCUGGUUGUUCUCCGUCCUGUGCGCCAUACGUAAUAUAAU
This is a messenger RNA of Mycena citricolor, 946 nucleotides long. Lineage: Eukaryota; Fungi; Basidiomycota; Agaricomycetes; Agaricales; Mycenaceae. The record is from the annotation of a GenBank genome assembly.